Molecule: messenger RNA, 1284 nt
Organism: Penicillium lagena
Lineage: Eukaryota; Fungi; Ascomycota; Eurotiomycetes; Eurotiales; Aspergillaceae
Exons: 5
Coding region: 1-1284 (427 amino acids)
Biological process (GO): carbohydrate transport; transmembrane transport
Cellular component (GO): membrane
Molecular function (GO): carbohydrate:proton symporter activity
Source: RefSeq, a predicted model, not a curated record
AUGACGGACGCAACCGACGCUCAGCCAACCCUCGCCAUGCGCGAGGGUAGCACGUCGUGGAAGGCAUACAUUCGCACCAUCCUUUACUGCUUCAUUGUCUCCUUCGCCACGCUGCAGUACGGUCUUGAUAUCUCCAUAAUCAAUGCCGCCCAGGCCCUCAAGGGUUUCCUCAAGGUCUUUGGCUACCCGGACCGCAACGCACCCAACGGCUAUGGCAUAGAGCCUUCGUUCCAGCAGUCCAUCACCAGUAUAAUGAACGUGGGUGUCAUUGUCGGUUCCUUCACGCUCGAGUUCUUCACCCACCGCCUGGGCCGCAGAAAGAACUUUAUUGUGGGCUCUGUGACGGGAAUUGGCGCCAACCUCAUUCUUGUCUUGUCUACCAACAAGAGCGCCAUCAUCUUUGGCCGCUUCCUGUUCGGUGUCUCCAACGGUCUCUUCAUCGGAUUCACCAGCAUUUACAUCUCCGAGGCGGCCCCGCUGCAUCUCCGAGGUGCCCUAGUCACUUUCGUCCAGGUCGAGGCCGAGCGCCGCCGGACCAUGCUGACCAUGGCUGCUGGUACCAUGCACGGCGCGUCUGGUUUCCCGUUCAUCUCCAGCUACAGUACCUACUUCUUCCAAAUCUCGGGCUCGCAGAGACCGUUCAUCGACUCCAUCAUCGUCACCACCAUGUCCCUUGUCGGAGCCUUCUCUGGUGUCUUCCUGAACCGCUUCGUCGGGCGUCGUCACGUUCUGCUAUCUGGAUUCGGUAUCCAGGCCAUUCUCAUGUUUGUCAUCGCGACUGUUUGGACCGUGGACCCUGGUACCGUUUCUACCGGCAAGACGAUCGUGGCUAUGGUUGUGAUUUUCCAGGCUGUUUAUGCUGCUAUUGUCGGCCCGACCUCAUGGAUCGUCGCCAGUGAGAUCCCGAACAAUCGUCUGCGUGCCAUGACCUUCGGUUUCGGUAACGGUAUUGGCUUUAUCGCCUAUUUCUUGAUUGCCUUCACCACGCCUUACUUUAUCAACCCCGAAUCUCUGAACAUUGGUCCCAAGGUUGGUUUCAUAUGGCUGGGAUCCAACUUGAUCGCAUUCACCUUCGUCUUCUUCUGCAUUCCGGAAACUCAUCGCCGCUCCCUCGAGAACAUCGACGAGAUGUUCUACAACAAGGUCCCCACUCGCAAGUUCAAGAGCUACCAGUGCACUGGCGUUGUUCAACGGCACGAGAAGCUCAGCGAGAAGGCUCUUGACAUAGAGACCGACGCCGGCACCACCACCCAGCUGGGGGAGCAGCCGGCUCGCAAGGAUUAA